Messenger RNA from Symbiodinium natans, 315 nucleotides. NCBI's taxonomy places the organism in Eukaryota, Dinophyceae, Suessiales, Symbiodiniaceae. The record is from the annotation of a GenBank genome assembly.
AUGAUGCACGUCUUGAACAAAGCUGCACUUGACGGUGGAGACAGCUUGCAGGCAAGUCUUGUUGGUCGGUUCACAAGGGUACGAGAGUACAGUGGCACAACAGUCCCGGAAAGCGGUGCUGUACUGGCAGUUUCUGGGGGAAGAGAAUUCUGCGAGACCACGGCAGUGUCUGCACACCCCAUUGCCUUGAAAAUGUUCGCUGCCAUGCACAAAGCAUCCACUUUGGCAAAGAUGGCGACUUGCAACACAGCACGGUACAGUCAGGAAGGCAACCCACCAGAAGGCUCCGAAGACAUUUUGCCCAUUCUUGCCUGA